This is a messenger RNA of Scylla paramamosain (green mud crab), 2011 nucleotides long. Its product is annotated as PCNA-associated factor-like. NCBI's taxonomy places the organism in Eukaryota, Metazoa, Arthropoda, Malacostraca, Decapoda, Portunidae. The transcript has 3 exons. Gene Ontology annotation, cellular component: nucleus. The record is from RefSeq and is a predicted model, not a curated record. Gene Ontology annotation, biological process: regulation of cell cycle; translesion synthesis. Gene Ontology annotation, molecular function: chromatin binding. Bases 171 to 521 code for a protein of 116 amino acids.
CAGCUCUCACAAGAAACUAAAACUCCUACAAAUACCAUGCGAAGACUGUCCCCAAAGCAGGACGCGUCAACGUCACACCUCCAAGCGCGCCAAAUCUGCCCACAACAAAAUAGUUCCCAGCUGUUCAUAUUUAAGGAUUUCCUUCUUCCGCGUCAGGUGAUUCAAGCAGGAUGGUGCGCACGCGAGCCGAGGCCACGGUUACCAAGGUGUCUGCAGCAAAGGCCCCACGUAAGGUUUUCAGCGCCUCCAGUGCGGGGUCUUCCUCCUCCUCCUCCUCCUCUGCCACGCCCUCCAAGUCUUCCAAGUACAGCAGUGGAAACUCGUACAACCCACAGCCCGUCCCGGAGUGGCAGAAAGGCAUUGGGUCCUUCUUCAAGCCCUCUGAGGCCCCGAGGACACAGGCAGGGCAGGGAAGCUUGGAGUGUGAUGGGCGGGGCAGUGGUACCAGCUCCUCUACCUCUCCCUCUCCUUCUCCUUCCUCGCCUCUGAAAAAUGGUGGUGUUUCUGAUGGUGACGAUUGAUUGAUUUAUUUUUUUCUGGUGUGAUUUUUUAAUGUUAUUUUUUUUUAUUUUUUGUUUGUUUAUUUAUCUUGUUUUUUUUUUAUUAUUAUUUAUUUAUUAUUUUUUUUCUUUAGUGUGUGCCUGAGUGUGUGUGUGUGUGUGUGUGUGUGUGUGUGUGUGUGUGUGUGGAAGAAAACAGAGAAAGGAAUGUUUUUGUGUGUAUGUGUGCUUUUUUUUUUGUUGUGUGUGUGUUUGUUUGUUUGUUUUGUUUGUUUAUUUGUUUGUUUUGUGUGGAGGAAAAGAAAGAAGGGAAUGUUUUGCUCUGUGUGUGUGUGUGUGUGUGUGUGUGUGUGUGUGUGUGUGUGUUCCUGCACUUGUUAUUGAUGAAGUAGCCACAAAGACAGUAUGUAAAGGUUUAAGUACAGUCAGUAUUUUCAUUCAUCAGUAUUACCAUUGGUUUUAUUUCUCUAUUUUUCUUUUUCUUUAUUUAUUUUUUUCAUUUUUUUUUUUAUGAAGUUUUGGAUUUAGUAAAAAAAGUGCUUGAAAUUUAGUUUUUUUUCCAUAUUUUAUUUAUUUAUUUUUUCUGUGUUUACUGCAAGGACAUAGUUCACAUUUUAUUUUUUUCUUUCUUUCUUUCUUUAUUUUUAUUUUUUUUAUUUUAUUAUUUUUUAUAUUUAUUUACUUUCUCAGACUGUUCACCAGAAAGAUAUAGUUUACAUUAUUUUAAAGUUUUCAUUUAUUUCUUUAUCAACUUUAUUAUUCUUUAUGGUGAAGAGAAAGAAUUUAUGUAAGAUGACAACAAAUGUAUGAUGAAUUACAUUUGUUGUACUUCUUUUAUAAAUAACAUCAAUCUGACAUAUUUACAAAUUAGGGUAUUACAAACUACUAUGCAUUUUUAUACUUUUAUAUCAAUUACAUUUUUAUACUAUUAUAUUGUAUCAUCCUCACCUGUUAUCUUUUUUUUUUUUACCUUUCUACAUUAAUAUUUACCUGUAUUGGCUUAAUUUUAUCUACUACUCAUUUUCUGCUUUCAUAUCAAACAAUUCCUUACUUUGCAUUUUCAUUCUAGUAUUCUGUAUCAUUGUCACCUAAGUUUUUUUUCUUUUCUUUUUUUUUUUGUCCAUUAAUAUUUACCUGUAUUGGUUAAUCAUAUCUCCUUCUCAUUUUCUACUUUUAUAUCAUAAGUCCAAAUAUUAUAUUACAUUUUCAUUCUAUUAUACUGUAUCAUUGUCACCUAAGUCUUUUUUUUUACCUUUCUACAUUAAUAUUUACCUAUAUUAGUUAAUUGUAUCUACUUCUCAUUUUGUACUUUUAUAUCAGAUAAUUCCAACCAUUAUAUGACAUUUUUACUCUAUUAAACUGUAUCAUUGUCACCUAAGUCUUUUUUUUACUUUUCUAUAUUAAUAUUAAUGUAUUGGUUAAUUUUAUCUACUUCUCAUUUUGUACUUUUAUAUAAGAUAAUACCGUACAUUAUAUUACAUUUUUUAUUCUAUUAUACUGUAUCAUUGUCA